UCCGUUGGUCAUUGAAUGCACCACACAAUCUCGGCUCCGCAUGUUCAUGACGUCAUUUCAUCGGCUACCAACUGGUCAUUGAAUUUUGCUUCCUGGAGUUCAGCCAGCAGGCUACCUACGCUGGAGGAUGAAGUUGGAAGGUGCCUGGGUGCUGCUGCUUCUCGCCAUCUCUGUGUCAUCAGUGCCCAUCGACCGCAAAGAGGUCCACCAGGAAGUCAAAGAUGAAGAACAAGUGGAGAGCAUGGACACGGGUCUGUACUACGACCGAUACCUCCGAGAGGUGAUCGAGGUCCUGGAGACAGACCCUCACUUCCGGGAGAAACUGCAGACGGCCAACACGGAGGACAUCAAGAAUGGCCGCCUGAGCAAAGAGCUGGAUCUUGUCAGCCACAAUGUUAGGACACGUCUGGACGAGCUGAAGCGGCAGGAGGUGUCGCGGCUCCGGAUGCUGCUCAAGGCCAAGCUAGACAGCACCAACACUCAGAGCCUGCAGAUGGACCACGCAUCCCUGCUCAAGCAGUUUGAACAUCUGGACCCGAACAACCAGAAUGCCUUUGAGGCCAAAGACCUGGAGCUGCUUAUUUCCACGGCCACCAAAGACCUGGAAAACUACGACGCUGAGCGGCACGAGGAGUUCAAGCGCUACGAGAUGCUGAAAGAGCACGAAAGGCGCGAGUACCUGAAGGGUCUGGACCAGGAGAAGCGGGAGAAGGAGGAGCAGCGCAUGCAGGAGCUGAAGAACAAACACCGAGAGCACCCCAAAGUCAACGCUCCUGGCAGUGUGGCUCAGCUGAGGGAGGUUUGGGAAGAGACUGACAGACUGGACCCCAAAGAGUUUAACCCCAAGACCUUCUUCAAGCUGCACGACACCAACGAGGACGGUGUUCUGGACGAGCAGGAGCUGGAGGCGCUUUUCACGAAAGAGCUGGAGAAAGUGUACAACCCCAAGAACGAGGAGGACGACAUGAUGGAGAUGGAGGAGGAGCGGCUGAGGAUGAGGGAGCACGUCAUGAAGAACGUGGACACCAACAAAGAUCGACUGGUCAGCCUGGACGAAUUUCUCAAGUCCACAGAGAAGAAGGAGUUCAACACUCCCAAAGAAUGGGAGACUCUGGACGCCAAGCCGGCCUAUACCGAGGAGGAACUGCAGCGCUUUGAGGCGGAGCUCCGUGACAAGGAAGAGGAGCUGAAGAGGAAGGAGGACACGCUACGGCAGGAGCAGGAGCUGCUGAAGGAGAGAGGAAAAGCUUUGGAGGCCCAGAGGAGGGAAUACCAGCAGGCCGUGCUGGAGAUGUCGCAGAGGCAGAAGGACCAGGCCGCAGCUGAAGGACAGCCUCCGGCCGGCCCUCAAGGGGAACUUCAGUUCCGGCCUCCACAACAUGACGAUAAAGCAGGAAAAGUUGCUGUCGUGGAAAACGUUGAAGAUGCCCUUGUGCAGAAUAAUCUGCCCGCCGAACCGCCGCAGAACCUGCCCACACACACCUGACCAGCACACACACACACACACACACACACACACACACACACACACCUUUUAUGUGCACUGAUAAGACAUUAGGGGUUGUACAGACUAGUCGACUUGACUACUCCACAAUGACAUUUCAAGCGCAUCAUCGACUAGUCGCUAAAUACGAGUUUGUGGUUUGAGGAGGAGGCAGAGCCAUUAGCUAUAACCAGUGAGGGAUUAUUUCAAUUUAUGCAUUAGUUUUUGUAAGCCCACCAUUCCUUUGCCCAUGGCCAGCUUAAUUGACAUCAGAGCAUCCCAGCGCCUGUUUGUGAUGCACUAUGGCUGUCAACACUCCUCCACCGCAUUCGGAAUAAUGGGAGAAACGCCUGCUCUGAGCGUUUGGCUUGUUUCAUCAUCACAGGUAGUUGUAGCAGGCCUUCUGCUGCAUGGUGUUUUGAGAAACCUGAUAUGGAUCGGGACAAUUGUACAGUGUGGUUCAGUUAUUGCGGGUUCAGUGCCUUGUUGGCUAAUUGAAUAGCCUACUAUAGCUAGUUAGAAUGAAUUGUAAUCCUGAAUAGGUGGUUUAGCCAGAUGGAAGAUGGGAAAACAGCCACUGGUGCUCUUUCAAUUGCUUUAUUAGGCAAGUCAAGGCAAAUUGUAUUUAUAUAGCCCAUUUCAUGCAUAAAACUCAGUGUGCUUCACACAACCAAAAGCACGACACCAAACAGAACAGCGGGAAGACAUUCAAAGGCAGAGCAAAGAGAACAAAAGUAGCUUAUCAAAAUUACUAAAGGAGCAUACAUUGACAACAUUUAAACGCAUUUACAAGCAAAAGAUGAACAUUCAACAAAUGAUAUCAAAAGUCAGUAAUCAGAGACACAUUCUUAGCACACCUGCAGGUAGCCUCAACUACCAUCGUCAUUGAAAACUAGGGACUCUCAAACUAUAGUCAGGAAAUUCUUUCCAUUAGUCCUUAUUCAGAUUGCGGCCCCAAGUGGAGAAAAAUAAUACUGUACCUGCAUCUCACAUUGUACUGCGGUGAUGCUUGGUGAUGAAGUGUAGGCAUGAAACUUUAAAAUAUAUAAAAAAUACAGUCAAUUCUUGGUUGCUACUUAAAAUCAUUUACUUACUUUAUAUGACUAAACACCCGCGAUAUUUGAGAGAUUACUACGCGUAGGAGCAUAAUGACGCCCAUAAAGCGCCUCACACUUCUUGCCAGAUGGCAAUUUUACAGAGCUGCUCUGUGCAAUUGCAAAAGCUCUGAUGUCAAAUGCUGUUGGCUUCACGUCUGUCCGGAUGAUACCUGAAGCUAAAUGGAGAAAAACGAAGUCCACAUUGACUUUUGGGACAUCCUGCAUUUCUCAAUGCUCAGCUUUGGUAUGUUCGGGAAAUCAAGUAAAAAUGAAAAAGGUGUCUCGAGCAAGAUUUGGAACCACUUUUUAGCCCAUAACAGUAAAUUGGAAGGAGGGUGGGCAGUGAUUCCAGUGCACACCAAGUGCUCUGUAAUUAUAUGCUAGUGGCCACCAUACAGAGGCCGCUUCUGUGGUAGGCCCACAACUAGAACAGGUGUCCUCGUUUGGUCACGUUGUAUUUCCUGUCUCCCAGCGGCAAGCACACCAAAUAGGAUUUUUUUUUUCCCCCUCUGGCUGGAAAUAGCUUCAUGCCGACGUCCCAUCCAUUUUAUUGAUGAAAAUUGAUUAUUGCAAAGUAUUCCCUCGUCCUGGAGUUUUUUUUUUUUUAAUAGUACUGUAUUGAGAAAAUAUUAAUGGCAUCAUCUGCGACUAGUCGACUUUCAUCACGUUAGAGUGUCGACUUAAAGUUGUGCAACCCCUACAACAUGAAGAAUUGAACAGAAGUUAAAUGUUCUUUUGUUGUGAUGAAAUGAAAAAUGUUCCGUUUCAUUCUGGGUUGCUGUAAUUUUAAAUAAAUUCUUAAUUUAUGUC
Messenger RNA from Hippocampus comes (tiger tail seahorse), 3390 nucleotides. It is a transcript of the gene nucb1, whose product is annotated as nucleobindin 1. The transcript is spliced from 13 exons. Gene Ontology annotation, cellular component: extracellular exosome; endoplasmic reticulum-Golgi intermediate compartment. Gene Ontology annotation, molecular function: calcium ion binding. NCBI's taxonomy places the organism in Eukaryota, Metazoa, Chordata, Actinopteri, Syngnathiformes, Syngnathidae. Bases 128 to 1486 code for a protein of 452 amino acids. The record is from RefSeq and is a predicted model, not a curated record.